AUGACUGGCGGCAAGUCUGGCGGCAAGGCCACUGGCACCAAGAGCAGCGCUCAGAGCCGUUCCUCCAAGGCCGGUCUCGCCUUCCCCGUUGGUCGUGUCCACCGUCUCCUCCGCAAGGGCAACUACGCCCAGCGUGUCGGUGCUGGUGAGUCAAAUCGCGUCUUCCAUUUCAAAACAAUCACAUCUAACGCGUCUUUUCANGGUGCUCCCGUCUACCUCGCUGCCGUUCUUGAGUACCUGGCUGCCGAAAUCCUGGAGUUGGCUGGUAACGCCGCUCGUGACAACAAGAAGACCCGUAUCAUCCCCCGUCACCUUCAGCUCGCCAUCCGCAACGACGAGGAGUUGAACAAGCUUCUCGGACACGUCACCAUCGCCCAGGGUGGUGUCCUCCCCAACAUUCACCAGAGUACGUUUUGCGCCACUUCCACAAUCAGACUCCCACAUUCUAACAUGCUCUUCCANGACCUUCUUCCCAAGAAGACCGCUGCCCCCAAGGCUACCGGCGGCCCCAGCCAGGAGCUGUAA
Messenger RNA from Aureobasidium vineae, 525 nucleotides. NCBI's taxonomy places the organism in Eukaryota, Fungi, Ascomycota, Dothideomycetes, Dothideales, Saccotheciaceae. The record is from the annotation of a GenBank genome assembly.